GUGUGAGUCUGAGCUAGAUGUCAUGUGAAGUCUUGUUCAUCCAGUUUGCCACUGUAGAAGGAUUACAGCUUCUUGUUUGUCGUAGCCACUUUAAAAGAUUGAUCCUUACACUUUUGAUGAUAAUGCUCCAAGAUGAAGUGGAUUCAACUUUUAAUUCCAUGUUUAUUGAUGUCAACUAUUACAUGUGGUCCCCACUCUCUGAAGUUCUUGUCUACAGGACGUCUGAAGCCUGGAGAUCAGCCUUCAUUUGAACAACUAACUGUAUUUGAUGGAGUUCCCAUCUCUUACUGUGACAGCGUGACUAAAAGAGAACAACUCAAACCUACCCUGGAGUCCCAAAGGUUACCUGAACACUGCGAUGAAGCGCGUCUUAAUAUCGAAGCGUCUCUUUACGAGAUUCCAAGAUCUAUGAACAGCAAAGUCUAUGUUGUACAGCGGAGGCGGGGCUGCAUCCUGUCAGCCAAUGGGAUGUCAGCUUUUGAAUCCUGGGCAGUAGAUGGGACGGACUUCUUAAGCUUUGACCCUGAAUCUCAGAGAUGGACGUCCCAGUCUCCCUCUGCAGCACCGGUGGAACAACGCUGGAACAACGAGAUAGAUAUGAAUCAUGCCUAUAGACACUUUGUCAGAGUGAUCUGUCCACAGAUGAUCACGAAAAUUCAGUUAAGAUCAAUACAGCAGCAAACAGAGCUACGUGUUUUUGCCAAGCCCAUUGUGGACACAGGCCAGGCCCUGCUGAGGUGUCAUGUGACCACUACUGACACAUCAGUGAGCUCGGUGCAUCUGAUUGGAAACGGGGCUUCCAGGGCCAGUUGGAUCAGGGUAACUGGACCGCUGCCCGCUGAAAACGGAUCUGUGAUCCUCCGCCUGACAGCUGACAUCUCCCAGAACCGAGACCACAACACGUACGGCUGCACGGUACAAACAGGAAGUCACAACAUCACUGUCUUUUGGGACGGGACGACUCUUGACGGCAGAAAUCUUCUUCAUCACAUGAGUGUCCUUUGGAAACUGCUAACUGUCAUCGCUGGAGUCAUCUGCACUGUGUCUGUUGUCACGAUGUUUCCUGUGCAACAAUAUGUCGCUAAAUGUGUGAAACCAAAGUCCAGUCCUCCUCCUCCAGGAGUUGAUCCACAUCUGGCGGAGCAGUUUACCAGGAUCAUGGAGAGCGUUGCGUCUCCAGACCUGCAGAGCGUUAUUCUUUCAGUCACACAGGGGAGGGAAGGACACGGAGAAUCCCACGAGCAGUGGGAGGUGAGGAUCAUGUUGAAGGAUCAAAGUUACUACGACCCAGAGUUCUUUGCUCAUCAGAUUGACGGAGCCCAGCGAUAGUUAAAUAAGGAAUUGAGCACAAAGAGAAAUAUUUCAAAUAUCAACUGUGAUUUUACUGUCAGUCCCUCAGAGGCGCUGUUAUUUUGCACUGAAUCUAUUAAUAAUUCAUCAUUCAUCUUCAUGAUAAACACUCAGUAGGCUGCUCAAUACACAGUAAUAGUAGUAAACACAAGACCUUCAACCAGGAAACGGUUGUUCCUGUCCCUGAAGUACUAGUUAAGGAGGCCGUUGUUUAAAUCUAGUUGUUUAAGUGUCUUCACUACUGUAAGCUUUUGGUGGGUAACAUAUCAUACUAAUUGUUGUGUUUUGGUACGAUAUCAUAAGAACAUGUUGAUAUUAUAUACUAUAUACAGUGUAUAUAUAUAUAUAUAUAUAAAAGAACUGUAUACACAUAUAUAUAUAUAUGUAUAUAUAUAUAUAUAUGUAUAUAUAUAUAUAUAUAUGUGUAUAUAUAUAUAUAUAAAAAACUGUAUACACAUAUAUAUAUAUAUGUGUAUACAGUUCUUUUACAAUCAGCGUGCUACAUAACCUUUGUGUUGUAUUCCCAUUAACCAUGAACUUGUCCUUCCGGGUCAAAAUUGAAAAUUAACUUAUUUUGUGCUUUUCCAAUGUUUUUGUCACUUUUUCUGAUUUAUUUGUCACUCUUUUCAUUUUUUGGUGCUUUUUUUUUGUAAAAGCCUGAGCUGGUUUAUUUACAGGUUUUACAUUCAUUCUUGGAAUUCAUGGUCAACAAACCUCUUUUAUAUCAAAUUUUACAUUCGUUGUUAGUUAAAAAGGCAGAAAAUAUGAAUUGUUUAGUUAAGUCCAGAUACUGUUUUGAAACCAU
Molecule: messenger RNA, 2155 nt
Organism: Etheostoma spectabile (orangethroat darter)
Lineage: Eukaryota; Metazoa; Chordata; Actinopteri; Perciformes; Percidae
Product: class I histocompatibility antigen, F10 alpha chain
Exons: 6
Coding region: 133-1329 (398 amino acids)
Biological process (GO): immune response
Cellular component (GO): external side of plasma membrane
Source: RefSeq, a predicted model, not a curated record